Xyrauchen texanus (razorback sucker) is the source of this 8325-nucleotide messenger RNA. RefSeq names its product bromodomain and WD repeat-containing protein 3-like. Gene Ontology annotation, molecular function: protein binding. Gene Ontology annotation, cellular component: nucleus. The coding region runs from base 389 to 6823 and encodes 2144 amino acids. Gene Ontology annotation, biological process: regulation of transcription by RNA polymerase II; cytoskeleton organization; regulation of cell shape. NCBI's taxonomy places the organism in Eukaryota, Metazoa, Chordata, Actinopteri, Cypriniformes, Catostomidae. The record is from RefSeq and is a predicted model, not a curated record. The transcript has 42 exons.
UUGUUCAAGCAAGAACGCUCGCUUUUCGAUGUUCUUCGAUCAUUGUUUCGGUAGGAACGAUAAUAAAUGUGAAGACUUAAAUAUUGAACGUUAAAUCUUUGUAAUUUGCUUAGCUUCUGCUUUAGUGAAGUCGACGAAUAGUUGUCGUCUUGUUGAGCGUUGUUAUGCCCAAACAACUUCCCCCAUGCUGCCCCUCCCCCUGUUUCCGGUAUUCAGGCGGAAGUAGCUUUGAGCUUAGUCCUCAUACUUCCAAUGGCGACCGAAAACUGGCUGAACAGAAAGCAGGAGCAAUCGUCAAGGGGUACGAAGCUUACAAUCGACAUUGACUGAUUAUUUAAUUGACAAACUACACUUAAAUUUCGCAUCCACGUUUCGUAUCAAUUGAGCUAUGGCCAAUACUGCAGCCAGAAAUGGGAGUAUUUCACCACUUGAAUCGGAGUUGUACUACUUGAUAUCGCGCUUUUUGAGCACGGGGCCGUGUCGGAAAGCGGCCGAGGCACUUAUGUGUGAGCUGGAAGAAAAUCAGCUCCUUCCACGUCGAUUGGAUUGGGAAGGAACGAAGCACCCACGGUCUUAUAAAGAUUUGGUUGCUGCCAACAGACAUAUCGCCCCAGACCACUUGCUGCAGAUAUGCAAGCAGAUUGGGCCGAUCCUGGACCGAGAGGUUCCGUCUGGUGUGCUGGGAGUGCACACACUACUGGGAGCUGGGAAACACUCUUUAUUGCGAACAUCAAAAGACUGUGGUAGUAGUAGAUGGAAAGCCUCGACUUUCGCAGCCCUUCACAGAGGAAGACCACCAGAGAGCCCUUUAAGCUACAGGGAUGCCCCAAAUAUAGUUGAGGUAUGCCGAGGCAGAGAGCUCACCGGAGUUCAGCGCUUCAGUUCUGUGAACCCCGUCAGCAAUUAUCAGCACAUGAAGAUGCACAGGAGGAUUCUGGGCCAUCUCUCUGCUGUGUACUGUAUCGCCUUUGAUCGGACCGGUUCCAGGAUAUUUACGGGUUCCGAUGAUGCCUUGGUUAAAAUCUGGUCCUCUUUUGAUGGAAGGCUUCACUCCACUCUCAGAGGACAUCAUGCUGAGAUUUCAGACCUUGCCGUUAACUUUGAAAAUACCCUUAUCGCGGCCGGUAGCUGCGACAAAACCAUUCGAGUCUGGUGCCUUCGUACCUGUGCCCCAGUGGCAGUCCUGCAGGGCCACAGUGGAUCCAUUACCUCUUUACAGUUCUCUCCAUUUCUCAAGGGCUCCAAAAGGUACAUGGUCUCCACUGGAACUGAUGCAACAGUGUGUUUCUGGCAGUGGGAUGUGAAUUGUAACGUUUUCAGUGAUCGUGUGCACAAAUUCACAGAGAGGUCGAGACCAGGUGUUCAGAUGGUCUGCUCUUCCUUUAGCCCUGGUGGCAUGUUUCUUGCAACAGGAAGCACUGAUGAUGUCAUCAGGAUAUACUACCUGGGCAGUGGCAGUCCAGAAAAACUAGCUGAGCUUAACUCUCACACAGACAAGGUGGACAGUAUCCAGUUUUGCCAUUCAGGAGAGAGGUUUGUGAGUGGCAGUCGAGAUGGAACUGCUCGUAUAUGGCGUCUGGAUCAGAGACAUCAAUGGAACAGUAUAUUAUUGGACAUGUCUGCCACACUUCCAGGAUCUGCACCUUUAACAGAGGAUGGAAGUUUCUUUAAACCCAAAGUCACCAUGGUUUCCUGGGAUCGCCAUGACAGCACAGUCAUUACGGCUGUCAACAAUCAUCUCCUCAAAGUGUGGAAUUCCUUCACAGGGCAGUUGCUACACAUUUUAAAAGGUCAUGAGGCGGAGGUGUUUGUUUUGGAGCCACACCCCUAUGACCCUCGGGUCAUGCUUUCUGCUGGCCAUGAUGGAAAUGUCUUCAUAUGGGACCUCAUUAGAGGCACCAAAAUUCUGCAUUAUUUUAACAUGAUUGAAGGUCAAGGACAUGGUGCGGUGUUCGACUGCAAGUUCAUGCCUGAUGGUCUUCGCUUUGCCUGCACAGACUCUCAUGGACAUCUGGUUAUUUUUGGCUUUGGAAGCUCCAAACCUUAUGAAAAGCUUCCAGACCAGGUCUUCUUCCACACAGACUACCGGCCGCUCAUCCGGGACUCAAACGGGUUUGUUCUGGAUGAGCAGACUCAGCAGGCCCCUCAUCUCAUGCCUUCUCCCUUCCUGGUGGACGUGGACGGCAACCCUCAUCCACCCAGAUACCAAAGACUGGUCCCAGGAAGAGAAAACAUUGCAGAUGAACACCUUGUUCCUCAACUGGGCUAUGUUGCUAUGAGUGAUGGUGAGGUGGUGGAGCAGGUGAUCAGUCAGCAGCCAGUGGAAAGCGAGGAGCCUCGCCACAGCGCCUUGGAUUAUGCCAUCCGCCAGCUUCAGGAACAUCAGGAAAGACAGGCUGCAACUCAGGUGGAGGGUGCUGGUCUUGCCCCUGCCAAUGUGCCGGAGCCUGGAACACCACGCAGAGUGUCAUUGAACGAGCGCAUGGAGGUGCAGUCUCCUCCUAACGUGGGUUUACGGCGUAGUGGACAGGUUGAGGGAGUGCGGCAGAUGCAUCAGAACGCUCCUCGCAGUCAGAUGGCCACAGAAAGAGACCUUCAGGCCUGGAGACGCCGGGUGGUCGUGCCAGAACUUACAGUGAGCGGAUACAGGGCACAGGAGUCAUUCAGAUCAUCCAAGGGUGAUGAGGAGGUUACCCUUUACAACACAAAGAAACGGAGGGUGACCCACACAAGCUUCAAGGAUGAUUCGGAUGAAGAAGGGCCAUGCGUCAAACGUACUCUGUCACGCAAACGGCAGAAAAACUUAGAGCGUAAAGAGAGUCUGGCUGAAGAGUACAUGGAGUUCUCAUGUGAGGAGGGGGAGGAGACCGCUUCUUCUGAGGACAGUGAAAUAGAGGGAAGUGAUGCUGAUUUAUCAGUUGAGGAUGAAGAGGAAUGGAACAGUGAUGGUUCAAGCCACUCCUCCAGCGAUUAUUCCGACUGGACAGCAGAUGCUAGAUUCCGUGUGCGGCCGCCGGCGUCUUCCUCCAGAAGGCGUGCUUGCCGCAUGAUCAGCAGUUCUGAGGAAGAGGAUGUUGAAGAUGCAGCCGAUGAAGAGCAAACUCUUGAUGAAGAGCAGAUUUCUUCACCCCGAACGCACAAGAAGUCCAAAAGCAAAACACCAAAGCGCCCAAAACUGAAGGCGUCCAUUAACAGAGAGAUUUCAAAUGAGUUCCGUCCCUCAGCGUGGAUCACUGAUACCAUUCCCAGGAAGUCUCCCUUUGUCCCUCAAAUGGGAGACGAGGUCAUCUAUUUUCGUCAGGGUCAUGAGGCGUAUGUGGAUGCGGUCUGUAGGAGUAGCCUGUACCCCAUUAACCUAGACAAACAGCCAUGGAAGAAGAUGGAGUUAAGAGACCAAGAGUUUGUGAAAAUAACAGGGAUCAAGUAUGAAGUGUGCCCUCCAACAUUGUGUUGUUUGAAACUGACCCAGAUCGACCCUGGAACAGGCAAAAUAACAGACAGAUCCUUCUCAAUAAAAUACCAUGAUAUGCCAGAUGUAAUUGAUUUCCUGGUGCUGCAUCAAAGUUACUACGAGGCACAGAACAGAGUGUGGAGGGCAAAUGUUCGCUUUCGCUCUGUGAUUGAUGAUGCCUGGUGGUUUGGGACCAUAAUUGGUCAGGAGCCCUAUCAGCCUGAGUAUCCUGACAGCCAUUUUCAAUGCUUCAAAGUCAAAUGGGACAGUGGAGAGACGGAGAAGCUGAGUCCAUGGGAUGUGGAAUCUAUUCCUGAAAAUGCUCAGCAGCCAGUGUCGGAGGGUGCAGGGGUGUUGGCAACAGAUGAGGAGAUGAUUGAAAUCCUGUAUAAACCUCAGGGGGCUGAAUGGGGCGAUCGGGGACGAGAGGCAGAGAGUGCACGCAUCAUUGCAGGCAUUGAACAGCUCACCACUGUUGAUAUCACUGCACCUUUCUCUGGUCCAGUGGACCUUGUUCAGUAUCCUACAUACUGUACCAUCAUUGCAUAUCCUACAGACCUGAACACCAUCAAACUGCGGCUAAAGAACAACUUCUACAGGAGGCUGUCUGCGCUGAUCUGGGAUGUAAAACACAUUGAACAAAAUGCCAAGACCUUCAAUGAGCCCCGCAGCAAGAUUGCAGAAUCUGCCAAAACCAUAACUAAUGUUCUCUUGAAGUUCAUAAGUAAACCUCACUGUACAGAUAUUAUGGAAAUCUACAAUGCUGUAGAAAACAUGGAGUGCUCUGAUGAUGAGGACCUGGAUGACAUUGAUGCACCUGGAACCUCUGCAAGACAAAGACUUCGUCAGCCCACACUCGAGGUUGUGCAUGACAGGGACACAUGGAAGAGCAGCUGCAAGGAUCUCUUGGACUAUAUGUUUGGGUGUGAGGACUCUGAGCCUUUCCGGGUUGCCGUAGAUCAGACAGAAUAUCCGGACUAUUUUGAUAUUAUCUAUAAGCCCAUGGACCUUGGAACUGUUCAGCAGAAUCUAGAAGACAACUGCUACGAAAAUCCCACUGACUUUUGCAAGGACACCAGGCUUAUUUUUGCCAAUGCUAAAGCCUACACACCAAACAAACGGUCAAAGAUUUAUAGUAUGACUUUGCGACUCUCAGCGUUUUUUGAGGAGAGAAUACAAAAUAUAAUUUCUGACUACAAGACUGCUGUCAAAAGUAGCUCAAAGCUGCGGCGCAGUCAGCGAUUCAGGAAAAAGUUGCAGCACCAGGAGUCUGCUUCCUCCAGCCAACAAUCCAAGUGUCAAAAGAGGGCUACUGUUAAAUCUCAGGAAAAUACAGAACAGUCUAUAACUAAAUCUACCUCAGCCAAAGUGUUUGCACCAGAGCGUCGCAGAGGCAGUGAAUCCAAGAAUGGCUUCAGACGGAGCAACUCAUCUUCAUCUGGGUCUGAUUGUGACAGCAAACAGUCUUUGAGUGAGUCUGAAGAGGACAAGCUGCCCUCGUCUCAUGGUUUCAGGCGAGAGACUAGAGCUACAAGAAGAGCUGCACAGAAUAAAGGAGCAAGACACAAGAGCCAUUCCAAGGUUAAUGGGCACAGCAGAUCGUCAGUCCAAGAGCAUCAGAGAGCACAACCCAGUAGCGACUCGGAGCAGGAUCCAUCGCAAGGCUCAGAGGCCUCCGAGAUAGAGUCGUCUUCUGUCAGUCGUCGGCCGAGGGCCCGCAAGACUGCCAUGGCAGCAGUCGAUAAGAUAAAACUCAUGGAAACUCUGGAGAAUGAGGACGUCUCGGAUGAGGAUGGCUGUAGAAGCAUGGUAAAACACUUGACUGCUGGCAAACGUACUGCUGUCCUUCAGAGCAGUUCGGAAUCUGAGCAACAGAACACUUCUCAGGAGGAAUCAAAUGAAAGUGAUGCUUCAGCCAGCGAAGAAGAGAAAAGUGAUGUCAGCGCUGUUAGUGAAUUAUCUUCUCAUGGCAAAGACAAGACCAAAAGACCAAAAAAGGAAAUUACUUUCAUUAAUGGACACCGUAACAAAUGCCAACGUGAAAAAAGAGAGCACAACUCAGAUGAUGGGCAGAGUCUAAAUGAAAGUUUGAAUGAAGAGUCGGAGGAAGACCUCAUUGUCAGGCGAAAACCCACCAGGAUGAUUGCAAAAGCUGCUUUCAGUAAAAUAAAAGAACUGAAUGACAGUGAUGCAGAGGAAGAAAAUUGCUGCAGGGAGCGAAAUCCAACACCUCACCCAAGCAAGCAGGAUUCAGAAAGAAGUUCUGAUGAGGAUGUUGAGGUGCCAAAUGCAAAAAAGCACCCUCAUCAAAAUGGAAGGAAGAAGUAUGUCAAAGAACUGAAGAGGAGUAAAUUGCCACCAGAAAGCCAAGAACAAGCUUCUGCCUCAAAACUGCAAGUCAUCCACAAGAAAACCUUAGCCACAGAUGCAUUGAUACCAACAACCCAGGAAUCUGAGGAACUUGGAAAUGUUCCAGAAAAAUCUGUUGCACACAGGAAGAGAAAUAAAUCAAGAGAUGAUGUAGAGAAUCAAGGCGAUAAUGCAGAGGAAAGAAGGUCAUGCCGAAACAGAAAGUGGGCAUCACACUCUCUGAAAAAGAUGCAGGAUGUUAGGUCAGAUGCUUCUAGUUCAGAGAGCAUAGAGAACCUGCAACAAAGCGAUGACUCUGAUACGUUUUCUUGUGUUGUUCCAAGGAAACGUUGCCUUACAGCUGCAUCCAAAAGAGUCUGUCUCAGAGCUCUUCCCAAGAAAAACUACAUCAUGGAGGACUCCGAUGAAGACUUCAAUUCAGAAAUGGAAAUCCAAUCAAAGAAUGAAAUGAGCAAGAAGAGGGCUUGUGAAAGCGAACCAUCAAGGGAUUCUUCCAAACGAAAACGGAUUGGCUCCUCAGAUUCUGAAGAAAUGAAAAGGACCACUGCUGAAAUUGAGUGCAUGGAAUCUCAACGAAAGAGUUCAAAAUCCUCAGAGCAUUUCAAGAAUGUUUUAAUAGACUCGGAGACAGAAACAAGGGUAAAAUCUGAGAAUGGUCCGUCACGCAGCAGAUGGGAAAGGUGGUCCGAGGAGAAGCCUCCCAAAGCGACCUACCAACAAGAAAUGCAUUGUGACUCUAAACGGAAGGAAAGCUACAACAGCAACGAUGAUGGAAGCACCCCUGAGAGUGAAGAGGAGGCAUCAGAAGAGUCAGAUUUGGAUCACAGCUCAGAUUCAUGGAGCAGUUUAAAGAGAAGUCAUAGAGAUCGCUCGAGAAAACAUUGGAGAGCUGUUUCUGAUGAUGAUGAUAGCGAUGCAUUGUUUGGGAAACCACCACGGGCCACUCGCAUCCGAACCAGAAACCGAGGCAAACGGACAGUUAAUUACCAAGACAGUGAGUGAAGGAAUUGGAAGGUGGAGCCAUGCAAGAUACACUAACUGGAGACCUUGAAGACACUUGAUUGUCCCAAAAUAAUAAAUGGUAGUAGCACUGGAGUCCUCAAUAUACUGUGAAUCGGUUUCAUUCAGGGAUAUUUAUAUUUUCUAUGAAAAAUAAAACAAACAGAGAAAUGAUUUAUAAAUAGAUGUACUUGACGUAAUUGUUUGGCUGUCCAAACCAGCCCCACUCUUUGAUUCGGCCAACAGGAAAGAUUACAUAGAGAAUUGUUGUCUGCUUUGGUGCCAUCUUAAUAUACCUUCUGUUAAAUCAAGCAUAUUUUGCUGGCUUGCACUAAAAGGCACACUGUAAUGAGAUAUUUUAUACACUAGUUCUGCAUUAGAAACUCAGGGGUCAACUUUGUUUACCAUAUUCUCAGACUUGCUUUUUUUUUUUAGGUUUGUUGUGAGCAAGUCCAAACACUUGAGCAAGUUAUUUUUGACUCUUACACUUAAAUUCUGUAUUGUCGAUGUUAAAGGGAUUCUCGAGCCAAAAUGUACAAAGUUUUACCAAUUUCUGUCAUCCUUUUUUUAGGUUCCCAUUCAUUAGGUUGUAAUUACGUUUUUCAUAUUACAUUUGAUAUCUUUACAGAGGUUUCUGAGAAUCAUUUGUAGCAAAGCAUUGCAUAUUUAAAUUUCUCUUUGUCAAGCAUUACUUUUCUUUUUGUAUUCAAUUUAAAUGCAUUGUCAUGUCCAAUGAAUUGAUACCUAUUUGCUAAUUACAGUAAAUCAAAUUAGUACUUGCAGCAAAGUACUGUGAUUUCUCAUAUUGGGAAGAUGUUUUUGUGAUCUGUAUUGCAUACUUUUUGUAUUAAUUCCUUAAUUUAUCAACAGCAAUUAACUUUUGUACCCAUUCUUUGAAUUGUUAAUUGCAGUCUAUGUAAUACAGUGGUUAAAUGGCAUUUUGCUUAAUGUCUUUUUCAUAACAGCUUAUUCUUUAAUACAGGUUUUCACAGAUGUUAAGCCUGUUGGCCGGUGAAAGAGUUGGCUCAGUGAAGUGAGAGGGGGAUGACUUCCUAUGAAUAAAGUACUGUUGCAAAUUGGAAUGGGUUUAUUAGGAUCCAAGUACUGAAAUACUUGGGGGCGGCUCUGUAGUUCCCCCUUUAAAAUGAGCAUGUAACGGGGUCUCUGUAGCACCCCCAUUUUCACCUAGAGUCACCAAACUUGAUACAUUUAUUGUUCUCAUAAAGCCAAACAACUUUCACUCUUAGUCAUUAGCUUGCCCUAUAGAAGUCGGCCAUUUUGGAUUUUCUGAAAAGCGCAGUCUCUGAACUUUUAAAUACUCCUGGGUGAUUCAUGAGACUGGCACCACAUUUAGACAACAUUAUGCCAAGGCCUUGAUGAUACCAAAGUGUGAACAGAUUUUUGAUAUUUCGAAUGGUUUUGCUAUGGCGAAGCAUUAAAUUAAUGUGAAAAAAAUAGGAAGUUUCAAUUGAGCACAGUAAUACCAUGGUCAGUAAACCAUUUAC